This is a messenger RNA of Carcharodon carcharias (great white shark), 3298 nucleotides long. It is a transcript of the gene ctnnbl1, whose product is annotated as catenin, beta like 1. The transcript is spliced from 17 exons. Gene Ontology annotation, cellular component: spliceosomal complex. The record is from RefSeq and is a predicted model, not a curated record. The coding region runs from base 109 to 1839 and encodes 576 amino acids. Lineage: Eukaryota; Metazoa; Chordata; Chondrichthyes; Lamniformes; Lamnidae.
AGUUUCACAUAUACGGCAGUGUGGCCGGUGCUUUCCCUAUUUUACGGCAGUGUUGGCCAGGGUCCGAUCGGCGUGAGAGUUUCUGCUUCUCCUGGUAACGGCGGCGAGAUGGACGUGGGGGAGUUACUCAAUUACCAGCCUGACAGGGGUGCAAAACGUCCUCGUGGUGUGGAUGAAGAUGAAGAUGAUUUAAAAGUAUCGCAUAAGUAUGGUUCAGCCAGAAGGAGUUACUAUGAAGAGAGUGGAAUCAUGGUUAAUGAAGAUGAAGAAGAAGCAGGCAAGAAGAAAAUCCUUGAAUUAAUGGAAAAUGAUGAGGCAGAACCUUUGGAUGAAAGCUCAGUGAAGAAGAUGAUCCUAACAUUUGAAAAAAGGGCCUAUAAAAACCAGGAAUUGCGCAUCAAAUUCCCAGAGAAUCCAGAGAAAUUCAUGGAGUCAGAAUUGGAUUUAAACGAUAUUGUACAGGAAAUGCAUGUGAUUGCGACCAUGCCUGAUCUGUAUCACUUGCUUGUGGAGCUCAAUGCUGUGCAGUCCCUGAUUGGCCUACUUGGUCAUGAAAACACUGAUGUAUCCAUUGCGGUGGUGGACCUGCUGCAAGAGCUGACGGAUAUAGACACCCUGCAUGAGAGUGAAGAAGGAGCAGAGGUCCUUAUUGAUGCUUUAUUGGAAGGACAAGUGGUAGCACUGCUAGUUCAAAACCUGGAACGAUUAGAUGAGACAGUGAAAGAAGAAGCAGAUGGUGUUCACAACACGCUAGCUAUUAUAGAGAACUUAGCUGAAUUUCGCCCUGAAAUGUGCACUGAAGCAGCUCAGCAAGGUCUUCUACAGUGGAUGUUGAAGCGAAUAAAGGCCAAGAUACCUUUUGACGCCAACAAGCUUUACUGUAGUGAAAUUCUUGCCAUUUUGCUCCAGAAUAAUGAUGUCAAUAGGGAAUUACUUGGUGACCAGGAAGGGAUCGAUGUGUUGCUGCAGCAGCUGUCAUUGUUCAAACGUCAUAACCCCGGUACAAAUGAGGAGCUUGAAAUGAUGGAGAACCUGUUUGAUAGUCUUUGCUCAUGCCUGAUGUUGAGCUCAAAUAGGGAUCGAUUUCUGAAGGGGGAGGGACUGCAACUCAUGAACCUUAUGCUCAGAGAAAAGAAAAUGUCACGAGCCAGUGCUCUAAAGGUGUUGGAUCAUGCUGUGAUUGGUCCUGAAGGGUCUGAUAACUGUCACAAGUUUGUUGACAUCCUUGGACUAAGGACAAUAUUCCCUCUUUUCAUGAAAACGCCAAAGAAAAUGAAGAAAGCUGGAAUGACAGAAAAGGAACAUGAAGAGCACGUUUGUUCAAUUCUGUCUUCCAUGCUGCGAAAUUUGAAGGGUCAGCAGCGAACCCGGCUACUUAACAAAUUCACUGAAAAUGAUUGUGAAAAGGUCGACCGACUGAUGGAGCUGCAUUUUAAGUACCUGGAAGCUGUGCAGGUGGCUGACAAGAAGAUUGAAGGAGAAAAACAUGAUAUGGUCCGUCAAGGGGAAAUAAUUGAUGAUGAUAUGGAAGAUGAAUUUUAUCUGAGGCGCUUGGAUGCCGGCCUCUUUGUCCUUCAGCUGGUUUGCUACAUUAUGGUGGAGAGCUGCAAUGCUAAUAUCCCUCAGAUACGACAACGUGUGCACCAGAUCCUGAAUAUGCGAGGUGGUUCAACCAAGGUGGUUAGACAUAUCAUGAGAGGGACAUGCAGUGAAAUCACAGCCACCAUUUUGAUCCUGCCUGCCCAGUACAUGGAAAAACAGCUGAUUCUAAAGCCUGCAUUGUGCCUUUCCACAACUAAUAGCUUGGGAGGUGACUGCAGCAGCCCUGGAGUACGCUGAAAAUAUUGGUGAUGGGAAGAAUGACGAAUUUAAAGAAAGUGAACAGAAAAGAAUCUUGGCCCUGCUUGAAAAUUUCUAAGAAAGCAGAAUGUUAUUUAGGGUCUGUUAAUAUUAGAGAAGUUUUAAGAAAUACAAUGGCAAGCUUACAGUUUGAUGUGGUCCGGCACAUUAUUCUCUGAUUUUUAGUGGACUGGGAACACUUAACAGUGGAGUUGAUUUUAACCUAUUGUGCAACAUACUUGAGGAAUGUGCCUCCCUAAUAGCAAGAACUGCAAUGCAGAUGGAGCACCAUAACAUUCAAUUGACUAAAAAUUGCCACUCCUGCAGUAGAGAUCUUUACAAUUUAAAAAAAUGAGCCAUGAUCUGUUUUAAUGAUUUGUCUCUGUCAGAACCGAACUUAUUUUCUCCAAGCUUUACACAAUGUUGCAUAAUGCAUUACAAGACAAAUGUAAUCUGUAGAAACAAAGUAAUUAGUAUUUUGCACACAAACCAGUGUACUAUUUGAAAAGAAGUAUCUGACUUGCAUUGUAUCUGAAGAAAAAUGUAUUUGCCCUGAUAUAAAUCUACUUGUUGCAAAUUGCACACCUCUAAUAUUUGUAAAGGUGAACCAUAUUCUGAAAGCUGCAGUUCCACUUUGUGCUUCAGUGAAGUACAUAUUAAUGUGUGAAUAUAAAUGUUGCUUUGUAUUUUGUACCAAAUGUACUUUUUAAGACUGCAAUUUUCUUCUGCUUCCUCUCAACCCCCCCACCCCCCCCAAUAAGAAACUUUGAAGUGUGUAUACUUUCUAACCUUAGGUUUGACAUGAAUGUUUCCCUGAAAUCUUACGUUUUUCCAAUUUGUUUCUGGUUUUAUUUACUGUAACAAUGUAACAGAUCUGUCAGCAACUGAAAGGAGAAACUUUAUGGUGAAGGAUCUUCAUCCAAACCAUUCACUUUUUUUUUCUCUUUCCAGAUGCUGAAUAACCCCAGAGGUAAUUCUACAUUUUCCACUUUUAUUUUGAAUUUCUGUCAUUCACAGCUUUUCUCUCUAUCUCUGCCACCAGUGACUUUUGUGGUGAUCUAUAAAGUUCAGUCACCAAAUUGCUAACAUUACAAACAUCACUGGGCACCAACAAAAAGGGUUGAAAGCUGACAUUACUCCUCAGCUGUUGAACAUGCUGGAGCUAAAGCAGGAUAAACUUGCCUGCAACAAGAAACAUAAGUAUUCAGUUUUACAUUGGAAGGGGCUGUCUGUUCCUUGCUGAACUAUUGCAGGUUUCUACAUUGACUGCAGACUAAACCCACAUCCUUGAUCUGUUUUAUGCAUCGCUUGCGGUAAGUUUGAGUAGGUGUUAACGUUAAUGGAUCUUCAGAGGGAACAGAGUUUUAAUUGCAAUAAAUUCUGAAAUAUAUUUCAUUGUUACUUUGAAACAAAAUCUUGUGGACCUGCAUUUCUACAAAUAAAAAUAUUUGAAACUCCA